GUGGCGCUUCUCAUCUGCAUGUGAAUUUGAUUUGAAAGGUUUUUGCUUAAUCAUCUUGUUGUUUUUUCCCAAUUUAAUAUUUUGGUUAAUUGUUUUUCUGUCAGUUAAUUUUUUUUACCACUAAUUGUCACUUAAUUAUCACCUGUUACUCGACAAUGACCUCUGCAUUGUUACCAGAAAUUCCGGCUCCUGGAUUUUCAUUUGGAAAUUUUGAAAGGAAUGAGCAUCUUGUAGAGAAAGGUUUUAAACCACCCAGAACAUUUUCAACUGGUACAACAAUUUGUGGUGCCAUUUUCGAUGGUGGAGUAGUUUUCGGAGCUGAUACAAGAGCUACUGGUGGUUCCAUUGUUGCUGACAAAAAGGCUGAUAAAAUUCAUAGACUCGCUUCUAAUCUGGUUUUUUGUGGAGCCGGAACUUCAGGUGAUCUUUCUGCUUUAGAAAAUAUGAUUAAAGGUCACAUUGAACUGCAUAGAUUAAAUUCUGGAAAAGAAGUUCCUAUUUGUGUAGCUACCACAAAAAUUUCUCAACAUCUUUUCCGAUACCAAGGUCAUCUUGGAUGUGCUUUAGUUCUUGGUGGAGUGGACAAAUUUGGUUCCCACUUGUGUCACAUUUAUCCUCAUGGAUCUAUCACCAAGCUAAUGUUUGCCUCUAUGGGGUCUGGAUCUUUAGCUGCAAUGUCGCACCUUGAAUUAAAUUAUCGACAAAAAAUGCCACUCGAAGAAGCUAAACUUUUGGUACGAAAUGCUAUUCUUGCUGGUAUCGAAAAUGAUCUUGCCUCUGGUAACUCUAUUGAUAUUUGUAUUGUUACUAAAGGUAAAAUUGAGCAUAUUCGUGGCUAUGAUAUUCCGAAAUCGGCAAUUGCUGCUAAAAAACAAGGUGUUUAUAGAUUUGCUAUCGGAACUACUCCUCUUCUUGAAAGUAAUGUUAAAUAUGAAGAAGAAGAGACCAUUGAAAGACAAUUAGAUCCAGAUCGAUUCAUGGAAACUUAAAAUCUCUUGGAUUGGAUUAAUAAAAGACUUGAUUCAAUUAGA
Panonychus citri (citrus red mite) is the source of this 1031-nucleotide messenger RNA. RefSeq lists its product as uncharacterized. NCBI's taxonomy places the organism in Eukaryota, Metazoa, Arthropoda, Arachnida, Trombidiformes, Tetranychidae. The record is from RefSeq and is a predicted model, not a curated record. Gene Ontology annotation, cellular component: proteasome core complex. The transcript has 3 exons. Gene Ontology annotation, molecular function: threonine-type endopeptidase activity. The coding region runs from base 156 to 989 and encodes 277 amino acids.